GCAGAGGGUUUACAGGCCAAGGUAAUCGAUCAGGACGGAUUAUAUAGCGGCUUCGUGCAUUUUCGUGAAUUUCCGGAAAAACCGACAACAUAAACGUGCAAAUAUGAAUUUAUUUGUGCAGAUACAGUGCAUAUCACUGAACAUACCCUCAGGGUGAUUGUACAGAUUACAGUUAGUACACAACGCCCCCUCACUACGUCAUUGUGUGUGUGUGUGUGUGUGUGUGUGUGUGUGUGUGUGUGUGUGUGUGUGCGCGCUCGCUCGCGCCGUUCCAGCUGUAACGAGUGCAUGAGCUCCUGGACAAAUACAUGGAUCUACGGACAGCUAAAAGACAGCAGACUAAAACAUCUGCCCUGAGGCCAGGAUGGAGUUUGUGUGCAUAAGGUGGAGGGCGAAGUUCUCUGUUCUGCUUUUGCACACCUUUACCUGGGGCUGGACAGGCCAUGCGAGAGCUCUUGACCCCGCCCCCAAGAUUGAUGGACGCCACCACUCUGAGGUCACAGUUCAAGAAAACAUCACUCAUAGCUUCAAUUGCCAAUCAGAGGGCUGGAGUCCACAAGCCCCGCCUUUGCUCACCUGGUACCUCAACGGUGAGAGACAGAGCGAGGUUUCAGGUAGCCGGGGUCCAGGGCGUCUUGUGAUGACAUCACCAAAUGACAAGGGAAAGAUGAAGUACAGUGCAGAGCGAAACAGCACAUUCACUCUUCGGCCCAGGAAGUCGGAUCGUGAGCUGGUGUGUGCCGCCACCAACCCGCAUGGUGUUCAGCCAGAGAUUCUGCGAGUCAACGCACACUACAGCGAGACCUCUGACCCCGGGAUCUCAUUGGUGCUAUUUGCAUUGGUUCGCUCUAACCCCCCGGCCACCAUAACGUGGGUGGAUCAAUCCGGCCAGCUGGUGGCCAACAGCUCUGACUUCCUCAUCCUGGACUCGCGGAGCUACCCAUGGCUGGCCAAUCACAGUCUGCAAGUCAUGCUGAGCAGCUUAUCAGGAAAUGUCUCCCUCAGCGCCAACAACAGCCUGGGGGCCACCCACACCAACCUGACGCUCACAGAAUUCCUGCAGUCUCGGGUGGAAGUGCCAGUGCUAGGGAUUGUCACCGGUGGUGUCGCAGGCUUUGUCACGCUCCUCAUCCUCACUCUAAUGGUGCUAUGUCUUCUGCAUAAAGACAAAUCCAAAAUUAUCGAGGAACCGGUGGCAAUUCCCAUGACCCAAGAAUGUAACAGAUCAGAAAAAGUGCAGGUGAGCGGAGUGUAUCUGCCUCGUGAGAACAUGUCGCUGCCCUCCAACGUGCCGCUCAACGAACACAGUGCUCUCUGUAAAGGACAGCUUUCGAACUCCAGACAGAACACUUUAACACGGAAGACUAAAGAUGAGGAGGAAGAGGACCUCUCAUUGGCUUACGCUGCCAGAGGUUUCGCCAGAUACCCCAUGGUCGGUUACAUCUACAAAGUAAACAGCACAAGCAGUGAAGAGAUCUGGCUUUGAUUGUAUUGCUAUAAACAGACACAAACACUCAUUUCAUAAUGGUCCUUGCUAGAUUUUAAUAUUAAACAAAAAAAAUGAUACAGAUUUUAAAGUAUAUAAACAAUUCUAUGUAACAAUUUACUAACUAAUAUAUAAAUAUAUAUAAAAAAAUUUAAUCUAUAUUUUAUAUAGAUUAAAUGAAUUAAACAAAAAGAAAUAAAUACAUUUCAAGUCCAAACAAUUCCUUUCAAAAUAAAAUGCGUAAUUAAAUAAAUCUGCAUUUUACCCUCGCUUGAUAUAACAGAUAUUAAGAUGGCUGCUGCAAGCAUAGACAGUUAGAGAAUUAUUAUCAUUUUAAUGCAAUUACAAAAUACAAAUGAAUAAAAGGAUAGAAACGAUGCUUUUUAAAAGCUUUUCUUGACUCUUAAAAGCAACCCAGAGAAAAUAAUGCUAAUCGAUUCUUUAUUUAUGUAAUAAUAUCGUGAGCUUAUCAUAUCACAUCAUUCCACCUCUCUUUAAAAAAAAAAAAAAGAUCUAAACAGUAUUCGAAUGCUAUUGAAAUUAAAGCGAUAUAUAAAAAAAAUAAUGCAAGUUUAAUAGAACAUAAUAUCCAGGUAUAGGACCUUAAAUAGAGAUUUACUCAGAGACGUUACCCAGAAUUCUGUGCUGCUAUGUGGAAUGUUCCAUGGUCUUUGUGUAUUCAAAGAGAAUGUUAAAGAAAUUCUAAUAAUAUAAUGAUGACGGUUAUAUUUGUAAUGAUAAGACCACACCAAGGUGUGUUUGUAUAUUUCCAUGUAUAUAUUAUGCAUGUACAGGUAAGGAAUGUACUGUGUAUAUAUUCUGUACGUCAAGAGUUAUUUAUUAAAGAUGGAGAGAUUCGUUUCUUUCCAUCCAGCAGGAGGUGCUAAGACUUGAGUCUCUAGUGGUUAUUCAUUCAUUCAUUCAUUCAUUUAUUCAUUAAUUCAUUCAUUUAUUUAUUCAUUUACCUUCACCCCCCUUCACACACGCAUCCAAACACACACGCAUUCAUAACAUUUCUGUAUCCUCACUGAACCAAACAUGUAGAAUAAUCAGGUAUCACAUCAGUGAGAUGUGGAAGAAAUGAGUCAAUACUGAAAAUGAUUCACAUAAGAAUUAAUCGAAAGGUAUGAAGAUAAAUACACACACUCAAUAAAUAAAUACAGUCAUCGCUGAAUGAAAUAACGAGUUGAACAUGGACGAUUUACAGAAUAAACACUGUUUAUGAACUUUA
Molecule: messenger RNA, 2717 nt
Organism: Tachysurus fulvidraco (yellow catfish)
Lineage: Eukaryota; Metazoa; Chordata; Actinopteri; Siluriformes; Bagridae
Product: transmembrane protein 25
Exons: 9
Coding region: 365-1486 (373 amino acids)
Biological process (GO): negative regulation of excitatory postsynaptic potential
Source: RefSeq, a predicted model, not a curated record